Molecule: messenger RNA, 1095 nt
Organism: Chlorella variabilis
Lineage: Eukaryota; Viridiplantae; Chlorophyta; Trebouxiophyceae; Chlorellales; Chlorellaceae
Exons: 5
Coding region: 1-1095 (364 amino acids)
Source: RefSeq, a predicted model, not a curated record
AUGUUCCGCUUUGGCUUCGCUGACCCUGCCGUCCAGCAAGCAGGUGACGCGCCACUUGCAGUAGAUGAGGCGGGCGCAGGGGCUGGAGAAGACGCGAUUGGGGCAGAGGAGGUGCUUGCCAGCGAGGCCAAGCCCACGGGUGCCCUGGAGACGCUGGCCGUCUCGCCGCAGCUGUCGCUCUUCAAGGCAAGCGGCGUGGUGAGCAACGCGCAGGCCGCCUCGCUGCUGGCGGACGACCGAUUGGAGGAGAAUGAUCUGAUUGAGGGGGUGUACGAAGGGGGUUUCAAGUCGUGGGAGGGCGGGGUGGACCUGGCGCAGCUCCUGGCGGCCGCCCUGCUGCAGCAGCAGCAGCAGCAGGAGGAGGGGCAGCAGCAGCAGGAGCGGCAGCCGCCACCGCCGCCGCAAGUGGAGGAUGAGCCUGCUGGGCAAGGGCCGCAGGAGGAGCGGCAGCAGGAGGGCGCGGCGGGGCCGCCGCCGGUGCAGCUGAGCGCGGAGAGCAGGGUGAUGGAGCUGGGCUGCGGCCACGGCCUGCCUGGCCUGGUGGCGCUGUGGGCGGGCGCCGAGGUGCACUUUCAGGACUACAACCGCAGCGUGCUCAGCCGGCUGACCAUCCCCAACGUCGCAGCCAACGCCGGCGCCUGGGCCACCCGGCGGGCGGCGGCGGCCGCGUCCCCCGGCGCGUCUGCUUCCUCGCCAGCACAGCAGCCCCCCCGGGCGCGCUACUUUGCGGGCAGCUGGGAGGCGCUGCCGGCGGUGCUGGAGGGGCUGGGGCUGGUGGGGAGCUAUGACAUGGUACUGACAGCGGAGACCAUCUACUCGUUGGAAGCCAUGCGCAGCCUGUACCGCUGCAUCAAGGCCUGCCUGCGCCCCGGCGCCGGCGUGGCCUAUGUGGCCGCCAAGAGCUACUACUUUGGUGUAGGCGGCGGCACGGCGGCCUUCCGGCAGCUGGUGGAGGCAGACGGCGUGUUUGCCUGCCGCGCCGUGGCCGUGGUGGACGAUGGCGUGUCCAACAAGCGAGAGGUGCUGGAGCUGGCGCCGCAGCGGCGCCAGGGGCAGGCGCGGGACGAGCAGCGGCAGGAGCGGGCGCCGCGGUAG